CUUAGGCACCCCACUUCCAGGGUGAGAAGGAUAGGGCCCUUGAAGUCUGAGGUGAGGGCCCUGGAGACACUGUCUGGCUUCAGGGCAGAGGUCAGCGGCAGAGGAGCUAGUUCCUGCUGAGUCACUGGACAGGGUGGGAUAGCCCUCUCCCCUUGGGCAGGCAUUGGUAGGCAAAUGUGUGGGGAGCAGGCUGUUGGGGGUCUCCAGUGCACAGUCCAGGGGUGUGAAGACCCAUGAAAGGAAAUGGGCAAGGAGUGAAGAUACUGAAGGUCGUGGGUAUUGCUGCUGGAGACUGAGUGGGCACCUGGUGGGGCCCCUGAGGCCUGGGGUGCCCCUUGCUGACCAGUCAUGUCUGCUGGGAGGGCUUCUCACCUCAGGGGCCUGCCCUGUUCGCACUGCCUGGACAGUGUAUGUGGAUUCCCCUCCACAGUAAAAUCAGAAGGAACAGUGAGACCCCAGCACAGACAGGCCUGCACCUCUCACCCCCACGUGGUCUGCCUCAGUCUGCUCCUGGGACAACCAGGACAGUGUGCCCUGCCCCCAUACGUCAGACACAAAGGGGACUGGAUGUAGUCAAGAAAUGUCACGAUGGCUUUUCCUGAGACAACUGGGCCUGGAAGCAUCUCUGGGCCUGGUGGACUGAGUGGUACACAAAGGCCCCUGGCCCCAACAUGGCCCGUCGAUCCCAGUGCUCCUCACAGGGGGACAACCCGCUGGCACCCGGGUACCUGCCGCCUCACUACAAAGAGUACUACCGCCUGGCAGUGGAUGCGCUGGCCGAGGGUGGGUCAGAGGCCUACAGCCGCUUCCUGGCAUCCGAGGGGGCACCUGACUUCCUGUGCCCUGAGGAGCUGGAACAUGUGAGCCGCCACCUGCGGCCCCCACAGUAUGUGGCCCGAGAGCCCCCUGAAGGCAGCCCUCCCGAUGUGGACAUGGAUGGCUCAUCAGGCACCUACUGGCCAGUGAACUCAGACCAGGCUGUGCCUGAACUUGACCUGGGCUGGCCCCUGACCUUCGGAUUCCAGGGCACAGAGGUAACCACACUGGUGCAGCCACCACCACCUGACAGCCCCAGCAUCAAGGAGGAGGCUCGCAGGAUGAUCCGUUCUGCCCAGCAGGUGGUGGCGGUGGUGAUGGACAUGUUUACUGAUGUGGACCUGCUCAGUGAAGUGCUAGAGGCUGCAGCACGCCGGGUCCCAGUCUACAUCCUACUGGAUGAGAUGAAUGCGCAGCACUUCCUGGAUAUGGCGGACAAGUGCCGAGUCAACCUGCACCACGUGGAUUUCCUACGAGUGCGUACAGUGGCAGGCCCCACCUACUACUGCCGCACGGGGAAGUCUUUCAAGGGCCACGUGAAAGAGAAGUUCCUGCUGGUGGACUGUGCUGUGGUGAUGAGCGGGAGCUACAGCUUCAUGUGGUCCUUCGAGAAGAUCCACCGCAGCCUGGCGCACGUUUUCCAGGGCGAGCUGGUCUCCAGCUUCGACGAGGAGUUCCGCAUUCUCUUCGCACAGUCUGAGCCGCUGGUGCCCUCAGCUGGGGCUCUGGCCCGCAUGGAUGCCUACGCCCUGGCUCCGUACGCGGGGGCUGGGCCCCUGGUGGGUGUCCCUGGGGUCGGGGCGCCAACCCCUUUCUCCUUCCCGAAACGAGCGCACCUCCUGUUCCCACCACCCCGGGAAGAGGGUCUGGGCUUCCCCUCUUUCCUCGACCCCGACCGCCACUUCCUGUCGGCCUUCCGCCGGGAGGAGCCGCGGAUGCCAGGGGGCGUUCUGGAGCCGCAUGCGGGGCUGAGGCCACUGUCGCGGCGGCUGGAUGCUGAGGCCGGGCCGGCGGGGGAGUUCGCCGGCCAGCGGGGCUUAUUCCAGGCGCGGCACCUGGAGAUGGACGCCUUCAAGCGGCACAGUUAUGCCACCGCGGACGGCGCGGGCGCCGUGGAGAACUUUGCUGCAGCGCGGCAGGUAUCACGGCAGACGUUCCUUAGCCACGGCGACGACUUCCGCUUCCAGACCAGCCACUUCCACCGUGACCAGCAACUCUACCAGCAGCAUUACCAGUGGGACCCGCAGCUCGCACCUGCGCGCCCGCAGGGCCUGUUCGAGAAGCUUCGCGGUGGCCGUCCAGGCUUUGUGGACCCGGAUGACUUUGCACUGGGCGCUGGGCCCCGCUUCCCAGAGCUCGGUCCCGACGGGCACCAGCGGCUGGACUAUGUGCCGUCUAGCGCGUCGCGCGAGGUGCGCCACGGUUCAGAUCCCGCCUUUGGCCCUGGCCUCCGCGCCCUCGAACCUAGCGGGGCCCUGCGCCCCAACCUGGGCCAGCGCUUCCCGUGCCAGGCUGCAGCGAGGCCGGGCCCAGACAGCACAGCAGAGGCGGAGCCGGAGCGCAGGGGUGGGCCCGAGGGACGGGCAGGGCUGCGGCACUGGCGCCUCGCCUCCUACCUGAGCGGUUGCCACGGGGAAGAUGCGAGCGAUGAGGGGUUGCCGGUGCCCAUGGAAGCCGAGGUCUAUGAAGACGAUGUGCUGGCUACCGGGGGUCGGGCAGCCGCCGGGGACCUGCUCCCUUCGGCCUUCCGCGUCCCUGCAGCCUUCCCUACCAAGGGCCCGGUGCCAGGCUCAGGCAGCGGUGGCGGCGAGGUCCAGGAGGAGGCAGGCCUGGCCAAGCAGGACUCUUUCCGCUCGCGCCUGAACCCACUCAUCCAGCGCAGCUCAAGGCUGCGCUCCUCGCUCAUCUUCAGCGCGUCACAGGCUGAGGGUGGGGGCGGGGCUGCAGGGACCAGCACUGAAAAAGUGCAGCUGCUGCACAAGGAGCAGACGGUCAGCGAGAUGCUGGGUCCUGGCGGAGAAGCUGUGCGCUCCUCGGCCUCCGCCAAAGUGGCGGAGCUACUGGAGAAGUACAAGGGCCCGGGCCGUGACCCCAGUGGUGCUGGGGGCGCGGUCACUGUCUCCAGCCACAGCAAGGCUGUAGUGUCCCAGGCGUGGCGGGAAGAAGUGCCGGCAACAGGAGGCGUGGGGGGUGAGCGCCGCAGCUUGGAGAGUUGCUUGCUAGACCUGCGCGACUCUUUUGCACAGCGGCUGCACCAGGAAGCCGAGCGACAGCCAGGAGCCGCCACGCUCACUGCUGCACAGCUUCUCGACACGUUGGGCCGGGGUGGCACUGACCGCCUACCAUCCCGCUUACUCUCUGCCCAGGGUCGCUCUACGUCCCCGCAAGGGCCGGACAAGCCCCUGAUGCUGGAGGGGCCUGGGGCACAACAUGUGCCUCUUUCUGAGCCAAAAGGGAGCCCUACCUCGGCUUACCCUGAGCGGAAGGGGAGCCCUACACCUGGGUUUUCCACUCGGAGAAGCAGCCCAACGGCAGGAUUUGAGCAGAAAGGUAGCCCCACCUCAGCCUACCCGGAGCACAGGGGUAGCCCGGUGCCUGAGCGCAGAACCAGCCCAAUCCCCCCAGUGGCCGAUCGCAGGGGCAGCCCGGUGCCCCCGGUGCCUGAGCGCAGGGGCAGUCCAGUGCCCCCGGUGCCUGAGCGCAGAGGCAGCCUCACCCUCACCUCCGGGGAGUCUCCGAAGACCGGGCCAGCAGAGGAGACCGUGGGCGGCCCCAUGGAAGUCCUGCGCAAGGGCUCCCUGCGCCUCAGGCAGCUGCUGAGCCCCAAGGGUGAGCGGCGCUCGGAGGAUGAGACUGGUUUCCAAGUGCCGCAGGAGAACGGGCAGCCGGAGAGUCCCCGGCGGCGGUCGCUGGGCCGGGGUGACAGUGCAGAGGCUGCCACAGGAGACGAGCGGGGCACACGGUCGCGCCUGGCCUCAGCCACAGCCAAUGCCUUGUAUAGCAGCAACCUGCGGGAUGACACAAAGGCAAUUCUGGAGCAGAUUAGUGCCCACGGCCAGAAGCACCGUGGGGUCCCUGCCCCAGGCCCCAGCCCGGCCCACAGCAGCCCUGAACUAGGCCAUCCACCAGCUGCUGGCGGCCUGGCCCCAGAUAUGUCCGACAAGGACAAGUGUUCAGCCAUCUUUCGCUCGGACAGCCUGGGGACCCAAGGCCGGCUGAGCCGCACUCUGCCAGCCAGCGCGGAGGAGCGCGACCGUUUGCUGCGCCGCAUGGAGAGCAUGCGCAAGGAGAAGCGAGUGUAUAGCCGCUUCGAGGUCUUCUGCAAAAAGGAGGAGGCCGGCGGGCCUGGGUCAGGGGAGAACCCUGCAGAGGAGGGCACCAGGGACAGCAAGGUUGGCAAGUUCGUGCCCAAAAUCCUGGGCACAUUGAAAGGCAAGAAAUGAGUGUCCUAGCUCACCAGCCCAGGCCAGGGUGGCCAUAUCACUGCCACCAUCGUCCAGAGCAUGGCUGGGCAAGGAGAGCCACCCUUUUGUGCUUGAGUGGUGGCUGCCAGGCCCUCGUGCUAGGGAAGUUUGGAGUGAGUGCUGCCAGAGUGGGGCUCACCUGCUGGCCUCCCCAACCGUGGGGCUCCAGCCCUUCACUAAGGUGCUUCUCCCCAGCUCCCUUCUCUCAGGAUCCUCAGCCUCCCGGCUCAUGCACCUGCCUUGGCCACCUCUUUGGGCUCACGUCCUCUUUGGGACUUCAUUCAGCUCAGGGACCCAUCUCUUUGUGCCUUAACUCCCCAUUCUUUCUGGGGCUUCUUGUUUCCUCAGGGCUUCUGUUCUCAGGGUUCCCUCUCCUCAGGCACGGGCCCUUGGCUCCAGCCUCCUUGCUGUCUCUUGACAGACCCACCCUCCCUUUCUCAGGGCCUCUCCCUUGGGGGUCAUCGCUCUUGCCUCUGUCUCAAGUGCUGCGGGCUUGCUUCCUUCCCUGUGUGGAUUCUCCUGGCGUCUUUCUAGGUGGCCUGUCCUCUUGCUGCAGGGAAGGCUGGGCUGACUGCAGGCAAUUUGAGAGGGAGGGGUGGAGCUAGACCCAAAGGAAACCUUUCUCAGAUGGACAGGGAGGCUGGAUAGGGUGGGCUACUGAGAAGGGGGUACAGGGGACCCCAAGGGGGUUCCUUGCCAGCCCAAACCAAAGCUGCCUGGGCCAGGCCCAACCACUCCUGUAGCAAGGCCCUGGUCAGCACUGGGCUUUGCAGCACAAUAAAACAUAGUCUGGACAGA
Molecule: messenger RNA, 5078 nt
Organism: Microcebus murinus (gray mouse lemur)
Lineage: Eukaryota; Metazoa; Chordata; Mammalia; Primates; Cheirogaleidae
Gene: SACK1H
Product: family with sequence similarity 83 member H
Biological process (GO): signal transduction; intermediate filament cytoskeleton organization; positive regulation of cell migration
Cellular component (GO): keratin filament
Molecular function (GO): keratin filament binding; protein kinase binding
Source: RefSeq, a predicted model, not a curated record